Molecule: messenger RNA, 892 nt
Organism: Fragaria vesca subsp. vesca
Lineage: Eukaryota; Viridiplantae; Streptophyta; Magnoliopsida; Rosales; Rosaceae
Exons: 3
Coding region: 139-870 (243 amino acids)
Biological process (GO): ubiquitin-dependent protein catabolic process
Molecular function (GO): ubiquitin protein ligase activity
Source: RefSeq, a predicted model, not a curated record
ACGUAGAACAAUGCCUGAAUGACCUUGAAGCAGAGAAAGGAAUAAAGCUAUAAAGUCUUAAAAAAAUCCCAGAACCACAAGCAUUGCAUCUGUGCUAGGGAGGUAACCAUAGUUUUGCAGAUUUAAUAGAACGAAGACAUGACGAGCAGAAGAACCAACUCUAACACUUCAGCAACAAUUAACCCCAGACUUGCCUACCCUCCUCCUCCUCCUAGUACCCAUGACAAUCCAUACGAGUACUAUUUUCCUUCUCCUCCUCCACCUUCCCUUUCUUCUCCUCUUAACCAUCUUUCUCCGUAUGACUACUUUUCAAUUGAUGAUACUGAUGAUGUUAAUGAUCACUGGCAUUUCGAGAACCCUGCUCGGCCCCUGUCAAAUUCCAUCCAAAUCACCCGAGUUACCAGAACAAGGCGGCCAUUUGAGGGUGCUAUAGGAGCAGCACGACUUCCUGACUUUGCAAGCUUACUAGCGCCACCAGGUUCCCGAAUUCAUGCUGUACUCCUGGACGAUCCAAGGACUCGACAGAUCCUCAGCGGCCAGUGGACUCCGGCAGCUCCUAGACAAGAAGCCGACUCGAGGUUGACAUAUAAUGAGCAAAAGAAGGCAUUGCAGAAGCUGAGGAAGGAGAUAUACAAUCCUUUAAGGAGAAUAUCGCCUACGGUGAACUUGUAUUAUAGAGGCACUGUUGUUGAUAGUAACAAAGAAAGAAAUGAUAAUGGCAAGAGUUGUGCUAUUUGCUUGGAAGACUUUGAGCCUAAACAAGAGGUUAUGCUCACCCCAUGUAAACAUAUGUUCCAUGAGGAAUGCAUUGUACCUUGGGUCAAGAGCAGUGGUCGGUGCCCGGUUUGCAGGUUCGGAAUAAGUGACUGAUUAAUCACAAAGCAAGCCGAGC